Molecule: messenger RNA, 2064 nt
Organism: Phytomonas sp. Hart1
Lineage: Eukaryota; Euglenozoa; Kinetoplastea; Trypanosomatida; Trypanosomatidae
Source: the annotation of a GenBank genome assembly
GAGGGUUUAUUAUACUCUGAACUAGAUAGAAUCUAUAAGCAAAUGAUGAAGGGUGCGGAGUUGUAACCGAUGAAACGAUCCCUGUGAAUCCUAGGUAUCAUUUUGUUCAUUGUCUCUCUUUCUGGCGCGGUCAUUACCACGCAUUCUAGUCCGAGGGAAAAGUGCAGGGCUCUGCUGCAGCGCCAGACCGCACAUUCUGAUUCGCGUUUCAGCGGCCUGUGCAAGACAAACGCUUCGGUGCAAGGCCUCCGCGAUUUGUCCCUUUUUUUCUCUUCUAUGAAUAUCCCAGUUAGGGAAUUAUUUAAGAGAUGCCGCCAUACAUGACGCCAGGUAGAAGGAACUCACUGACAAGUAUCAUUUGCGACUAAGAGCCGGUCUUGGAUAACUUUUGAUGUGUGAUGAUAUAAAGGCUAUUUUUCGAACUUGUAUUCUGACUAUAGUUUAUUCUUAUCCCCUUCUUAUUUUAAUUUCGUUUGAAAUUGCUUAGAUACUGCGAUACUUGCGUUCGCUUUAUAGACUAAAGAAAUGGCAUCAUUAAAAUACUCCUUACAACAGCAGUGUAAGAGUGAUAUUUCUAAGGCUUGUCUCCGGAGGUCACUUUUUGUUGGGCUCAUCAGCACGCUUUUCAUAUUCCUUUGGCUAUUUUACGCUAACGAAUUGAACCAAAUCCCCUUUUCACCCUCGGUGCUCUCCAAAGAUGACAGACAGGAUAUCUUCGUUCGCACCACAGGGCCUCGUGUCGUCAUCUUUGUUAUAAGUGAUAAAAUUGAUGAUGCCCUUUGCUAUUCAGUGGGUUCAGCCUACCUAACUGGGUUGCCUGUGGUGGUAGCUGGCUAUAAGAUGAAAUACAAUGGGUUUCUAUCCAAGUUUAACUUCCUGGGAACUGCCAUCGAUAAUGCGGAGCUGGAUCCAGAAGAUGUCGUCAUUCUAAUGGAUUCCGACACCAUUUUUACAGGUGUAGACAUUCAUACGUUUAUCGAUCGUUUUAUCACGAAGUCCGCCGCGACACCAGAGGAACUGGACGCGCUGGCCGUGCGGCAGGACCGUGCGAUGGCGCCGUUUAUAGCUAGUGCUGAGGCUGGCUGUUGGGCCGGAAAUGUAUUUGAAUCUCAUAUGAGCUGUAAAUUUGGCUAUGAGGAUUACUAUGGUAAUGUGCGAAGGUUUAGCGCCGCACAUCCGGAGCAUAAACUUGUUUUGCCUUUUGAUAUAUCAUCGCGACGCUACCUUAACGCUGGUGUAUUGAUUUCUCGUGUCUGGGCGUACAGAGAAUUUCUACAGAAGGCGGACAUUUUAAUAAGAACAAUGACCCCACGAUAUCGUUUGCAAUUGGGAUGGUACUGUGAUCAGUCUGUCUAUGCAUGGCUCUACCUGAGUCUCUUAGAGUGGGAAGUAGAGCAGAAUGUUUUCUCGUUGCCAUUGCAUGAGCGCCAGGCGGCACGGUCCACUUACGGUGUGCGUGCAGGUUUCAUUGGUUUAGAUUAUGCCAAUGAGCUUUCAGCUCCGACCACAAUGUUUGUAAUACACCUAACAGAGAUGCAUGAUAGACACUGGGGAAAGUAUUUGCCACUGUAUGGAAUCGGGCACCCGCACUCACAAAAAAUAAUCAAUAUCGAGGUAAUAUUUCAGUUUGUAAGUGAUCUUUACAAGCGAGCAUACGCUGCACACGGUGAGGAGAUUUACACGAAGCUUGCCGUGCCCAAGUGGGUGGCGGGAAAAAGGACUUCUGCGAUGACCUCUAUUAGCCUCACGCCACCACUUUUGGCGACCAAUCUGAAUCCUAUAGAUGCAAUCAACAACGACGUGCGUCGAACGUUCCCCGUGAUUUAUCAUGCGGCAGGUGAUGAGCCAGGUCUCACGAAGGUGGCUAAAUUGGAGUAUGGCGCCGUAGGUGCGCAGUGGCUUGUGCCGAUGGUGCACAAUCCGAAGAUAGAAAAGGAGAUUAUGGAAUACCUAACAUCCAUGCCGUUGUUUCUAUCUACGAACAACUCCAUCAUUCAAGAUUCCUACCAUAACAAAUGCGGAUUCCCAUUUAAGAAAACUCUUAAAAAGGUGAAAAAUUUGUAA